Molecule: messenger RNA, 318 nt
Organism: Myotis myotis
Lineage: Eukaryota; Metazoa; Chordata; Mammalia; Chiroptera; Vespertilionidae
Product: small nuclear ribonucleoprotein G-like
Exons: 1
Biological process (GO): mRNA splicing, via spliceosome
Cellular component (GO): precatalytic spliceosome; U2 snRNP; SMN-Sm protein complex
Molecular function (GO): RNA binding
Source: RefSeq, a predicted model, not a curated record
UUGGACAAGAAGUUAUCAUUGAAAUUAAAUGGUUAUAGACAUGUCCAAAGAAUAUUGUGGGGAUUUGAUCUCUUUAAGAAUCUUGGGAUAGAUGAAUGUGUGGAGAUAGCAACUAGACAGAACAAUAUUGGAAUGGUGGUAAUACAAGGAAAUAGUAUUAUCAUGUUAGAAGCCUUGAAACGAGAAUGUCUGCAUUCACAAGAGAAAUCAACUGCUUCCACAUGUCCCCUCUCCACAGCACCUGUUUUACCACAAAAUAAAAAUUGGGUCAUGCACAUUUUCAUAUUGAACUUGUUGUUAAAUAAACUUUUGAAAUAG